AUGGCGGUGGCUCUGGCGGUGGCUCUGGCGGUGGCGCUGGUGCCGCUGGCAGCCGAGGCGGGGAGGGACCCUCUGCUGAACGUCUGCAUGGAUGCCAAGCACCACAAGAGCCAGCCGGGCCCCGAGGGCAAGCUCUACGAGCAGUGCUCCCCCUGGAAGGACAACGCCUGCUGCACGGCCAACACCAGCCUGGAGGCGCACAAGGACCAGUCCUACCUCUACAACUUCAACUGGAACCACUGCGGGGUGAUGCCGCCCAAAUGCAAGCGCCACUUCAUCCAGGACACGUGCCUGUACGAGUGCUCCCCCAACUUGGGGCCCUGGAUCCAGCAGGUUGACAGCAGCUGGAGGAAGGAGAGGAUCCUGCACGUGCCCCUGUGCAGGGAGGACUGCGAGGAGUGGUGGCAGGACUGCAGGGAUGCCCUCACCUGCAAGGAGAACUGGCACAAGGGCUGGAACUGGGCCACAGGAACCAACCGCUGUCCCUGGGGCUCCGAGUGCCGGCCCUUCCACCAGGUGUUCCCCCGGCCCCGGGACCUGUGCGAGAAGAUCUGGUCCGGCUCCUUCAGGCUCAGCGCCGAGCGCCGGGGCAGCGGCCGCUGCAUCCAGAUGUGGUUCGACCCCGCCCGGGGCAACCCCAACGUGGCCGUGGCCCGCUACUACGCCGGGCUCAAGAGAUCCUCCCCCGGCUCCCAGGAGCGCACCCUGGCUCCCCAGAGCUCCGGCGCCGGGCGGGCCCUGCCCGGCCCUGGGCUGCCCCUGCUGCCCCUGGCCCUGCUG
This is a messenger RNA of Camarhynchus parvulus, 780 nucleotides long. Its product is annotated as folate receptor alpha-like. Gene Ontology annotation, molecular function: signaling receptor activity. The annotation marks the transcript as partial. Lineage: Eukaryota; Metazoa; Chordata; Aves; Passeriformes; Thraupidae. Gene Ontology annotation, cellular component: external side of plasma membrane. The transcript is spliced from 4 exons. The record is from RefSeq and is a predicted model, not a curated record.